Messenger RNA from Acanthamoeba castellanii str. Neff, 1029 nucleotides. RefSeq lists its product as uncharacterized. The annotation marks the transcript as partial. NCBI's taxonomy places the organism in Eukaryota, Discosea, Longamoebia, Acanthamoebidae. The record is from RefSeq and is a predicted model, not a curated record. The transcript is spliced from 8 exons.
CACAGCACGGGGGCUGUCGAGAAGCGCGAAGUGCGGGUGGGUGGCAGCAGGGACGGUGGUAGGCGCGGGGCUGGGAAAGAGCUGCUCUCCAAGGCACGCGCCGAGGAAGCGGGCGAGACCACAGGCAGCGUGUCACUUGACUCCUCGGCCUCCGUCGACUCUCCGCCCAUCAACCCCACCUUCCCCAUGUAUCGGACGAGAGGCGAUGUGCUGUAUUGGGUGCAGUACUACUACAGACACCCCGAGGCUGACCUGCUCAAGCUGGCCGUGGAGUCCCUGCUCAAGGAGCGCAUGAAGCCCGAGGAUGGCUGGCUGAUGGCCGGCCUCGUGGCGGGCAUAAUGAAGAAUCGACCUGAGUCGCUUUCUCACUUUGCCGUUCACGACAUCUACAACGUCCUCCAGGACUUUCGGCAGGCGCUUCUUGUUGGUCUCUGGCUCGGAGGAUCUCACGCUAAGAGAGACAAAUUACAACAUUUCUACACAGGUAAGGAACACCUGCAGAAGCUGGUCGAUGAGGUGACCGACGAAGCCACCAAGCAGACAAUCAACAACCUGCUUACGACGCCUCCUCCCGACCCUCUGCUCGCGGAGAUGGACAUCGUCAACGCCAACAUGAACCUCCACGUGCUGCUGGGAGUGUUCUACGCGACGGGAGACACGGCGGUGGUGGACAAGAUGAUCGACCUCUGCCGCGACUGGUCCGUCGAGGUGCUGACCAAGGGCGGCCGGGAGGGCGCCGCCCGGUUCUACGUGGCCAAGACCGUCAGGGAGAAGCUGGCGCUGCUGUGCCAGGAGCACGAGGUGGCGCGGGAGGCGUGCAGGCGGGCACUGGCGACCCCGCAGGGCGCUGCGCUCGGGGAGGGCCUCAUCCCGGCGCUCACCAACGAGCAGCGGACGAUGCUGCGCAACAUUCUCGAGGUGGUCGAUCGGCUCGAGGCCGAGGACAAGACUCAGCACAACGCGCGCAAGCAGCGCCUCGACGCCUCCAUCGAGCGCGCCUUCCGCAAGGAGGGCUCCGAGACCAAGUAA